Messenger RNA from Neodiprion fabricii, 1258 nucleotides. Its product is annotated as bublin coiled-coil protein. The record is from RefSeq and is a predicted model, not a curated record. NCBI's taxonomy places the organism in Eukaryota, Metazoa, Arthropoda, Insecta, Hymenoptera, Diprionidae. The transcript has 2 exons. Bases 53 to 343 code for a protein of 96 amino acids.
CGUGGUCAAAGGGGGGCGCGGCUCAUCGUCAGCUGAUUUGGCGAAGCUGGUGAUGGCAGAUAUAAUCAUGGGGGAAGACGCUGUGGAGCCGCAAGAGAACAAGGAGAAUGAGGAGAACGAGGCUGACGCGGGAAGCGGAGACGACAACAUAAACGAAGAAGAAUUUGAGGCGAUCAAUGCCCAGCUGGACCAAUUGAAUUCGGCGCUGGAUUCCCUUGAGAGAAAAAAUGACGACAUCCACGCAGAGCUAGUGGAGCUGUUAAAGUCGAACCGCGAGGCCAGAGAACAAUUCCAGGAAUCGCAAAAAGAGCAACUGCAAAGUUUCGAAAAGCCAAAUCCGUAAUUCAACAAUUCUAAAACGCAGGCUGUAUCCUUGUCGACCUCGUACGGAUCAAGUAUUACUAUGAACCAAAUGUCACAAUAUAAGAACAACGAUAAUAUUGUUGUUAAUUAUAUUGUCACCUUUGUUUAGAGACAAACUUAAACAUUUUUUGCAGCAGUUUCCCUCUAGUGCAAUGCUGUUUCAAAUCUGACAGGCUUUAAUCGGAGUUUGUUGGUCUCGUAGUCUUAGAAUAUUUUAUUGUAUUUGAGGGAAAUAGCUCUGGCUACUUGCACUACAUUCGAUUUACUUGUGACAUAAAGUUAAACAGAAUCAAACUUCAAAAAUAGAAUAACAAACCUGCCAGAGGUGACUGCGGCUGAUUUUUGUUUUCCUUAAAUUUUCACAUAGACGCAGAAAUAUUUAAGUUAGCAGGUAAUAGUCUAGGGGACAAUUAUUUACUAGUUGGGUUUAAAAUGUGAUCGAGUAACGAUAUGACUUACGAAAUUGUAUGUUUAACUGUAUACAAAUAACUGCAUUGUUACUAUGUUAAGGUAAACGGAUUUCUUUUAGGGAAAGCGUGCUUUAGUUUCUUCUGUGACAAAAGGGCGUUUAUUACACACAUACAUGUGUACACUGGUGUAAAAUAAUCUUCUAAUGAUUGUUCAUUGAUUCACUGUAUUAUUCUUAUGAACGGUGUGUAAAAAGAAUUUUGACAAUAAUAAUCUUGGAAACAAUGUUGAAGCGUGAUAAAUUUGAAAAAAAUUUAUUACAUGGUGCAACGUCAUCAAAUUUGCACUAUGUCUAGUUGUACUUGCAGAUAAUACAUAUAAAUUUAUGGAUAUGGAAAAAAAAGCAUUGUUGUAGCUGGAAUGAGAGGUUGAUAAAAUUUGUGUAUAUUAAGUAAAGAAUAUAAACAAUAAAGAAAUCGAGAUAUUA